AUGCGCUUCUCACGCUCCCUGAAGUCGUCUUCACAAUCCCUUCCAAGUCCCAAUGGCGAGUACAUUGCAACAAUCCUUCCGGCCAAGCUCAGUGUUCGAGCGACGCGUUCUCUCGAGAUUAUACGUGUCAUAUCCCUUCCUCCAGAACUGGCGGCGUCUGUGAACUGGUUUCUCUGGUCGGCAUCGUCAACUGCAAUCCUUGUGGCCUCUGCCGCCGAGAUUCGAGUCUUCUCGGUAACAAAUCCCCAAUUCUCAGCAACCAUCACCAACCCCACAUCAGGGACUGCGAAGGCUGUCUACGUCAGGUUCGGAGCGACUGACGAUGAAGUGUGCGUAUUUUCUGAUUUUGGGUUGAAAUUAUCUAUCUUCAGUCUUUCAACAUCCAAAUCUGUGGAUAUAAACUCUCCCAAACUCUACAGUCCGGGUGUGGCUGCGAGGGGAAUCUCAUAUCGGCCUGGGACACUCAACAUGGCCCUCCUGACGAGAAGUGGCGGAAAGGACAUAAUUAGCAUCCAUGCCCGGGAUACACAAGAGGUUACGAGAUCGUGGUAUUCUGAUACUGUCGAUGCCCAGGGCCUUAGUUGGAGUCCGGAUGGAAGAUGGAUAGCAGUCUGGGAAUCUGCCUCACAAGGACAUGGGGUAUGGAUAUACACCGCAGAUGGCCAUCUAUAUAAGACUUGGAAAGGGCCCACUCCCGUAAACGAAGAUGAAUCCGAUCCGACGUUAGGAGCUGGUGUAAAACUGUUUGAUUGGAAUGAAAGUGGAUCUCAUCUGGCAGUUGGGGACUACAGCAGAAGGAUCACACUCCUUGCUGCGCCAUCUUUUACAGAGUCCAUGAGUCUGCUUCAUAAUACUGUUAUAAAGCCUGCAGAUGCACAUCAAAUCUGGCAAGAGCAGGCCAUUCCGUCACCAACUGGAUUCGCCCGGAAAUUUACACAAGCAACUCAAACAAUCUCUCCGCCAACAUCUGGCUCAUCUCCCAGUGGCGAUUCGAAUUCGAAAACAGGGACAAACAUCCUGACUUUCGAUAAAUCCGGCACGCUUCUGGCGACUAGAACCGAAAAUAUGCCAACCACAGUGUGGAUAUGGGACAUUGGGACCGGAAUGUUGCGCGCAGUAAUGAUAUUUCACGACCCUAUUGCAAAGGCCACCUGGCAUCCUACCAUUGACGAACUAUUACUAGUCAGAUGUGAGGGAGAAGAGAGCAAAGGUCUUGUCCAUAUUUGGGACCCCUCAUGGGAGAGCCCGAAGAUCAUUGAUUUCGCGUCCCAGCUACCUGGUGGUAAAUUGCUCGGGAAGACAGUAGGUCGGUGGCUGAAUGCCGAGUCCUCAGCUCCUGCGAUCUUCUUUAGCGAUACGCAGGAUUACAUCCUGGCAUCAAUCUCCGGGCCAGAUGAUGGGGACCUACCUUGGCAAGAAGCAGAGACACGAGGCUUCGAUAUAUACGGGCAACAGGAAGAAUCGCCCUUGAACCUCGUGGCAACCGAUGAGAAGAGGCCUAAUGGCAAAGUGACAAUUGAUGCGUUGAUGGAGGAAGACGAUCUGACGAGAAUGAGUAGCGGAAGCGAUGAGGUGGAUGAUACUUUUCGAUUUCGGAAAUUCGUCGAGCCGGCUCGCAAUUCCUAA
This is a messenger RNA of Amorphotheca resinae ATCC 22711, 1626 nucleotides long. RefSeq lists its product as hypothetical. Gene Ontology annotation, molecular function: protein binding. Gene Ontology annotation, cellular component: microtubule organizing center; mitotic spindle; MWP complex. Lineage: Eukaryota; Fungi; Ascomycota; Leotiomycetes; Helotiales; Amorphothecaceae. The record is from RefSeq and is a predicted model, not a curated record. The transcript is spliced from 3 exons. Bases 1 to 1626 code for a protein of 541 amino acids. Gene Ontology annotation, biological process: microtubule anchoring at mitotic spindle pole body; mitotic sister chromatid segregation; protein localization to mitotic spindle pole body.